UUUAGUUAUAAAUUGCAAUCAAGAAGCCAGCAAUACUUUUAAAUACGAUGAUGAUGCUAGUGGUCUUAUUGGUGACGAUAGCAGCAGCAGUACACACCAAUGAAGGGCAGGAAGCCAAGCUAUUGAAUUAUGAUGCCCAAGACUCCCACCACUUUACUGACGCUGAUGAAAUGGGACGGGCAAGUCGUCGACAGUGGGGAUCGGUUGGACCUGACGACAGACUAAUAUCCACCACUGUUCAUACGAUGGAGGCUCUUUCCUUCUUCAUUAACUACCAAGAAGUUACCUACCGGGGACUUGAAAAUACUAAUAUAACAAUGAUUCGUACUACAGAACCCUGGGGCUCUACUGAAGUGGUCUUGCUGGACGGUGGUCUAUACCAUAAUUUUGUGACACUAGGGUUCAAGUCUGAACGAUCUUCAAGUAUGACUAAUAUGGCCAUCGAUAUUUUUGCGACUAUAAACUGUUCUAAUAAUUAAAUAAAAUAUAAGUAAGUACAGUAA
This is a messenger RNA of Spodoptera frugiperda (fall armyworm), 503 nucleotides long. RefSeq lists its product as uncharacterized. Lineage: Eukaryota; Metazoa; Arthropoda; Insecta; Lepidoptera; Noctuidae. The record is from RefSeq and is a predicted model, not a curated record. Bases 48 to 479 code for a protein of 143 amino acids. The transcript is spliced from 3 exons.